AUACUUUAUAAGCUCUUCUACCAAGAUAACACUUGUUUUCUUUUUCUUUUUCUUUUUUCCUAGGCAGAGCCCUGUCUUCUUUGACUACAUAAUUAUCAGCAUAAGGUCCAAAAAAUUCCAUAUCACUGUUAUACACUCCCUUUCCUUUUGUUUCUGAUUUCUGAAGAUCUCUUUGAACCAUGGGUAACCUGUUCUCAGUCUCAAUCUCGAUGCAGGACUCACUUCCAGGGUGCAAGGGUGGUACAGCUUUGCGAGCAAAGUAUAUUUGUGAAUUUGAAGAAAACAUUAAGGCUUUGAAGGAGGCCUUAGAAGAUCUAAAGGACUUCAGAAAUGAUAUGAAGAGAAAGGUUGAAAUGGGUGAGGGACAACCAAUGGAACAGUUGGAUCAGGUGCAGAGGUGGUUCUCAAGGGCAGAAGCUAUGGAAUUAGAAGUCGAUCAGCUGAUCAGAGAUGGGACUCGUGAAACACAAAAGUUUUGCCUUGGAGGUUGUUGCUCCAAGAAUUGUCUGUCUAGCUACAAGUUGGGGAGGAAACUGGUGAAAAAGGCCGAUGAUGUAGCCACUCUAAGGAGCACCAGACUUUUUGAUGGGUUGGCUGAUAGGUUACCUCCACCUGCAGUGGAUGAAAGACCUAGCGAGCCCACUGUGGGCUUCGAAUCUACUAUUGAUGAGGUCUGGAGCUGCUUGAGAGAAGAACAAGUGCAAAUUAUUGGCUUGUAUGGGAUGGGAGGCGUUGGGAAGACCACCCUCAUGACCCAAGUCAACAACGAGUUCCUUAAAACUAUUCAUCAAUUUGACAUAGUGAUUUGGGUUGUGGUUUCCAGAGACCCAAAUCCCGAAAAGGUUCAGGAUGAAAUUUGGAAGAAGGUAGGGUUUUGCGAUGAUAAAUGGAAAAGCAAAAGCCAAGAUGAGAAAGCCAUUAGCAUAUUCAGGAUCCUGGGCAAGAAAAAGUUUGUUUUGUUCUUGGAUGAUGUAUGGGAGCGGUUUGAUCUCUUAAAGGUGGGGAUUCCACUGCCAAACCAACAAAAUAAUUCCAAGCUUGUAUUUACGACACGAUCUGAAGAGGUUUGUGGCCGCAUGGGAGCUCACAGGCGAAUAAAAGUUGAGUGUUUGGCAUGGAAGCAAGCCUGGGACUUGUUUCAAAACAUGGUAGGAGAAGAUACCCUUAAUUCUCAUCCUGAAAUACCUCAGCUAGCUGAAACUAUUGUGAAGGAGUGUCUCGGAUUGCCACUAGCACUUGUUACCACAGGUCGGACCAUGGCUUGCAAGAAAGCACCUCAAGAAUGGAAAUUUGCAAUUAAAAUGUUACAAAGUUCAUCCUCAAGUUUUCCAGGUAUGCGAGACGAGGUGUUUUCACUUUUGAAAUUCAGUUAUGACAAUUUACCCAGUGACACAGCUAGAUCUUGCUUCUUAUAUUGUUCUUUAUACCCAGAAGACAAUGACAUCUUCAAAGAAGACUUAAUCGACUGUUGGAUUUGUGAGGGAUUUUUAGAUGAAUUUGAUGACAGGGAUGGAGCUCGAAACCAAGGUUUUGACAUUAUUGGUUCCCUUAUUCGCGCAUGCCUCUUAGAGGAGAGUAGAGAAUAUUUUGUGAAAAUGCAUGAUGUGAUCCGUGAUAUGGCAUUAUGGAUAGCUUGCGAAUGUGGGAGAGUUAAGGAUAAAUUUUUGGUUCAAGCAGGUGCUGGUUUGACUGAGUUACCUGAGAUUGGAAAAUGGAAAGGAGUUGAGAGGAUGUCAUUGAUGAGCAACCAUAUCGAGAAAUUAACACAAGUUCCUACAUGCCCGAAUCUCUUGACCUUGUUUCUCAAUAAUAACAGCUUGGAGGUGAUCACUGAUGGCUUCUUCCAACUCAUGCCUCGGCUUCAAGUUUUGAACCUGUCAUGGAGCAGAGUAAGUGAACUACCCACUGAAAUAUUUAGAUUGGUUUCGCUACGAUAUCUUGACCUCUCAUGGACAUGCAUAUCACAUUUGCCAAAUGAGUUUAAGAACUUGGUGAAUUUGAAAUAUUUGAACUUGGAUUAUACACAACAACUUGGUAUAAUUCCAAGGCACGUAGUAUCAAGUAUGUCAAGGCUGCAAGUGCUGAAAAUGUUUCACUGUGGUUUCUAUGGAGUCGGUGAAGAUAAUGUAUUGUCUGAUGGGAAUGAAGCCUUGGUGAACGAAUUGGAGUGUUUGAACAACUUGUGUGAUUUAAAUAUCACCAUAAGAAGUGCCUCUGCUCUCCAAAGGUGUUUAUGCUCUGAAAAGAUAGAGGGCUGCACCCAAGAUUUAUUCCUCCAGUUUUUCAAUGGUUUGAACUCUCUUGACAUAUCAUUUCUAGAAAAUAUGAAGCGGCUUGAUACGCUUCACAUCAGUGAUUGUGCUACUUUAGCAGAUUUGAACAUCAAUGGGACAGAUGAAGGACAGGAGAUACUAACAUCUGACAAUUAUCUUGAUAACUCAAAGAUCACCAGCUUGAAAAACUUUCACAGUCUCCGCUCUGUACGAAUCGAAAGGUGCCUGAUGUUGAAGGACCUAACAUGGCUAGUUUUUGCUCCAAACCUUGUCAAUCUUUGGAUUGUAUUUUGCCGUAACAUUGAGCAAGUUAUAGACAGUGGUAAAUGGGUUGAAGCUGCAGAGGGAAGAAACAUGAGUCCAUUCGCUAAACUUGAAGACCUUAUUUUGAUUGAUUUACCAAAAUUGAAGAGCAUCUAUAGAAACACCCUGGCAUUCCCUUGCUUGAAAGAAGUCCGAGUGCAUUGUUGCCCCAAGUUGAAGAAGCUGCCACUCAAUUCCAAUAGUGCUAAGGGACGUGGAAUGGUGAUUUAUGGAGAAAAGGACUGGAGAAAUGAGCUGGAAUGGGAGGAUGAAGCCGCUCACAAUGCUUUUCUUCCUUGCUUUAGAUCCUGGUGAUGAACAACUGCUGUGCCGAGGAAUUAAUAGAAAAGGCUCCUUUGAAUUCCUGCAGUGAUAUAGUCGUUCUUCACAGUUUUACUUCAAAUUUAGUGUUUUAUUUUUAAUUGAAUUUCUUGGUUCUCCCAAUUCCGAUUAUUCUCAAUGACAAAGGAAGAAGAAAAAGAGAGAAUCCUUUAAUUCCCCACUGCCUGCCAUCUAUUCAUUCAAAUUUUCAUUUUUUUCCAUUCCUUACAUCAUAUGAAAAGGCCGAUACAUUGUUUUAGUAUUAGAUAAAUAAGUUUGUUACGGUUACU
This is a messenger RNA of Vitis vinifera (wine grape), 3187 nucleotides long. RefSeq names its product probable disease resistance protein At5g63020. The transcript has a single exon. Bases 180 to 2891 code for a protein of 903 amino acids. The record is from RefSeq and is a predicted model, not a curated record. Gene Ontology annotation, molecular function: protein binding; ADP binding. Lineage: Eukaryota; Viridiplantae; Streptophyta; Magnoliopsida; Vitales; Vitaceae.